GUGAGCUCGCGCACGCGAUGGGAUUUGUGCGCUGUGUGAGAGUUGGGAGUUUGCUCUCUCAGACGCUUCGGAGUUUUAAAAAUUAAAAAAAACAAUAAAUAUAUUUAAAAAAACCCACCACACACACACACAAAGAGGACAGACUCGCUCUAUAUCCUUCACGGGUGAAGGGAAUGAAAACUCGGCGGUGCUGAAAUAAAUAAAGUAAGGGGGUGCCAUGCCGGCUGCUGCUCCCCUGCUGCUCCUCCACGCCAUCUGCUGGUGGCCCUUGGUGCUGUUCCUGUUGUUGCCCCCCAUGCCCCUCUUUGGCCUCACCAAUCCCCCGACCUUCAUCUCCUUGUACGACUCGCGCUUUAACCACCUCUUACUGGACUCCAGCUCAGGCUAUGUCUAUGUAGGUGCAGUUAACGCGCUCUACCAUCUCUCCCCAGACCUCCAGCUCAUCUCAUGGGGCAAAACAGGGCCCACGCUGGACAGCCCUGACUGUUUGCCCCCGAUUGAGCCUAAAGACUGCAGCCAGGCACGCCAGACUGACAACACCAACCAGCUGCUGCUCCUGGAAAAACAGGAAGGGUCACAAGCACAGAGCCUGAUUGUGUGCGGCACUGUGCUACAAGGCAUCUGCGAGAAGCGCAGCCUGGCCAAUGUCUCCCAGGUGCUGUACCACACGGCCAACCCCGUGGACACACAGUACGUCGCUGCCAAUGACCCGCGUGUCUUCACCGUGGCCGUGCUCAACGAGCACAAGGGCAUGCGCCUCAUGCUUGUGGGACGAGGCUACACCAGCAAAGGACCCGGUGGAAUUCCACCAAUCACAAUGCGCCGCCUUGAGCAGUACCAGUCCUCUCCUGCGUUUUCACACGAGGAACUGGGUAAGCUUGUAGUGGGCAGUUACUCCGAGUACAACAACCAGUUUGUGAAGGCACUGCACCAUGGCACACACAUUUAUUUCCUGUUCUCACGUCGCGAUACGUUGAACACACGUGAUUAUCAGACAUACAUAUCACGCCUUUGUGCCGGAGACCCCAGCUUUUACUCGUAUGUGGAGGUACCACUGAGCUGCACAGGAGGCUACAACCUGGCACAGGCAGCUGCCAUGGGAACUUACCUUGGAAAAGCCACCAUCUUUGUUGCCAUGGCGGCAGGGCAGGUGUCGACACCCACGCCCACAGGGCGCUCGGCACUAUGUGUGUACAGCAUGGAGAAACUGGAUCAGGUGCUGAACCAGACACAGUUUCUGUGCUACACACAGGAAGGAAAAGGAGACAAAGAGCAGGAGGCGUACAUCGCGUACGAAGUCUCCUCCAAGUGCCUCAAGCUUCCUCAGACAUCUGUGGAUGAGUACCCAUGCGGAGGUGAACACACCCCAAGCCCUAUUGCCAGUGCAGUGCCCCUCCAGGUCAACCCCACCAUCACCUGGGCAACUCAACUCACCGCUGUUGCUGUAGCAACUGAGGCUGGCCACACCAUUGCACUCCUGGGUGACAAGAGUGGACAACUUCACAAGGUCUUUGUUCAUGUGAAUGGUUCAGGUUCUCAGUAUGACUCGGUGAAGCUGGACCCUCAGAGGCCUGUUAACGCCGACCUCCUGCUGGACUCCACCUUACGCAAUGUUUACGUCAUGACUGAGAAGAAGGUAACAUGUUUGCCAGUGUCUCAGUGUGAGAGGCAUUCAGACUGUCAUUCAUGCCUCUCUGUGCGAGACCCCUACUGCGGAUGGUGCUCACUAAAGGGCAGGUGCACACGGAAGCUAGAGUGUCCCCGCCAUUCACAGCCUCACCACUGGCUGUGGAGUUAUGGUCAUGAUCAGCAGUGUGUGUCCAUCCAGAAUCUGGAUCCAGCCAUUCAGAGCCGGGAGGAGCAGACACAGGUUUCUUUCAUGGUGCUGCCAUUGCCAGCGCUGUCUAAGAAUGAGUCUCUGUCUUGUGCAUUUGGGACUUUGCCUGCUGAACCUGCUAUUGUGGAGAGCAACAGAAUCACCUGUCAAUCACCACCACCUAUGCUCCUCCCCCCGAGUCCAGCAGGCAGUGAUCACAUGACUAUCAGGCUAGCGCUGAUGUAUGGAAACGUUACCGUCUCUGACACAAAUAUCACUUUUUAUGACUGCAGAGCUGUGGGCAGGCUCAAUGCCACUUCGCCGUGCAUGGCGUGUGUGAGCAGCGAGUGGCCGUGUCGCUGGUGCGCUCGAGAUGAACUCUGCACUCACAACCACAGUUGCCCGCAGCAACACAUCAUCUACAACAGCAGAGAGAUCUCAGAACCCCAUGGUGCAGAUGCGUGCCCGUGCGUAUGGGCUUUGGAAAGUUCCACUUUGAUUCCGGUUGGAGUUGACACACAGCUGUUAUUACAAGGCAAAAACCUGGACAUCUUUAAGGGCGACGAGGAUUAUGUGUGUGUGGUGGUAAUUGAGGGCCAGGAGAUGCUAUUACACGCCACCCUGGACAGGAGCAAAGAGACGGGUACCCAUGUGUUCAAGUGCGCCACUCAUAAGUUUCAGUACACAGUAAAACAGAUGGAGUACUUGGCUCCAGUGUACCUACAGAGAGGCACUCGGCGUAUAGACUCAGCUCCACACCUCCGCUUGCAGCUGUAUAACUGCUCAGUGGGUCAGUCAGAUUGCAGUCAGUGCCGUGCCGUACCGAAACAGUACACAUGUGUGUGGUGCGGAGGAGAAAGUCCACGCUGUGUGUUUCACGAGUCCUGCUCCAGCAUUACUGAAGAAGCCUGUCCUCCACCGCUCAUUACUGAGGUUAGGCCACUGACAGGACCAUUAGAAGGAGGGAUUGUCGUCACUGUCCUGGGCUCCAACUUGGGUCAGCGUUACGAGGAUAUUGAGAAUGGAGUAAUGGUGGCUGGAGUCACCUGCAAGCCGCUGCGUAACGCUUACCUUAUAUCAACCCGAAUCAUGUGUGAGCUUCAGCCUUCCAUGAAUGUCACCGCAGGGCCUGUGGUGGUGACUGCGGUGGGGAUCUCAGAGCCCGGUCAGUCCCAGCAGACGUUCACCUACCAGAACCCUGAGCUGAUCCGCAUUGUGCCCAGUAAAGGCCCUAUGGCAGGAGGCACCAGACUUACCGUGCACGGUGCUCAGCUCCUCACAGGGCAAGACACUGACCUCCGGGCAUUCGUGGGCUCGCAGCCUUGUCACAUUGUGGUUGCAGUGAGUGACACACAGCUGGUCUGCCGCACCAGCCACUCAAACCAAACUGCAAAAGUACGUGUCCGGGUGCAGUUUGGAACAGCAGAGAGGACUGUGGGUAAUAUCCUGUUUCACUAUCUAGAGGAUCCGGUGAUCACUGAUGCGACUCCUACCGAGAGCUUCUAUGGAGGUGGGCGUAAUAUAACGGUAAUCGGCCAGAACCUGGAUGUGGUCCAGCAGCCGAUGAUGUCCAUUCGGUACGAGAGCAAUGUCAGAAGACGCCGAUACAGUCAUGUCUCAGCUCGGAACAUUCCCCUCGACAGCACCAUGGCCACGAAAAAGGAACCCUGUGUAAACGUUAGUUCAGAGCGGAUGAAGUGUCCGAGUCCUCCAGUGCCAAAGGGCUCCCGUGUCGUGAGAGUUUGGUUCGAGAUGGAUAACGUGCAUUUGGAUUUUGAGAGUAUCAAGGGCAUAGGAUUUACAUACCAUCCAGAUCCAGUGUUAGACCGACUGAACCGCGACAACCCGUCCUUACCUAUCCGCUUCAAGCCUGGAGGAGUGCUCGCUGUGGAGGGGAAAGGUCUAACUAAGGCUAUGAGUAAAGAUGAGGUGGUGGCUUGGCUUGGAGACCAGAUAUGUGAUGUGAAGACUCUGGAUGAUACUCACCUCUACUGUGAACCUCCAGAGAAGCAGCCAAUCAGUACGGACAAUGAAAACCUGCCCAGGCUGAAGGUGGAAAUGGGGAACUUGAAGUUUAAUCUGGGUACAGUGGAGUACGACAUCGGCACUCACACACCCGUCCCUCUGGAGGCUCAAGUAGGGCUGGCAGCUGGAGCAGCUGUGGUCGUGCUCAUCGUCCUUGUCAUCAUCCUUAUGUACAGGAGAAAGAGUAAGCAAGCAAUGAGAGACUACAAGAAGGUUCUGGUCCAACUGGAAACAUUAGAGAUCAAUGUUGGAGACCAGUGCAGGAAGGAGUUCACAGAUCUGAUGACUGAGAUGAUGGAUUUAAGCAGCGACGUCGGUGGUCCAGGCAUACCAUUCCUGGACUACCGCACAUACGCCGAGCGCAUUUUUUUCCCUGGUCAGAGAGGGGCGCCACUGAGCCAGAACCUGGACCUGCCAGAAUCUCGCAGACAGACAGUGGAGCAAGGCCUCGGUCAACUCAACAACCUGCUCAACAACAGACUCUUCCUCACACGAUUUAUCCACACCCUGGAGGAGCAGCAGAACUUCUCCCAGCGGGACCGCGGCUACGUGGCGUCACUGCUCACUAUGGCACUCCACGAUAAGCUGGAAUACUUCACCGACGUCAUGAAGACCCUGUUAGGAGAUCUGGUGCAGCAGUAUGUUGCUAAAAAUCCCAAACUAAUGCUGCGCAGAACUGAGACAGUGGUGGAGAAAAUGCUUACGAACUGGAUGUCCAUCUGUCUCUAUUCAUUCCUUAAGGAGGUGGCAGGGGAGCCUCUGUACAUGCUGUAUAGAGCUAUAAAAUAUCAAGUAGACAAAGGCCCAGUGGACGCAGUGACGGGUAAAGCCAAGCGCACCCUUAAUGACAGUCAUCUACUCCGAGAGGAUAUAGACUACUGCUCCAUGACUCUGACAGUGCUGGUAAAGAGCGGGGUAGAAGUCCAACCCUGUCCUGUUAAGGUUCUGGACAUCGACACCAUCACUCAGGUGAAAGACAAGAUCCUGGACCAGAUCUACAAAGGAGCUCCGUUUUCUCAGAGGCCCUCAGCUGAUUCACUGGACCUCGAGUGGCGAUCGGGGCAAGCAGGUCACCUGACCCUGUCUGAUGAUGAUGUCACAGGCAUAGUUCAAGGUCACUGGAAGAGGAUCAAUACUUUGCAGCACUACAAGGUGCCAGACGGAGCUACGGUGGCUCUCAUCCCUCGUUCAAGUGCCGGUGUCACAGGCAUUAAUCAGAUCUUCCAAACUGGAGAAAGUAAGAUUCAUGAGACGCCCAUGUUAGAGGGGGAGGAAGAUGAGGGUCUACGUCUGUGGCACCUUGUGAAGUCCAGCGAGGAUCCCGAAAUCCCCAAACACAGAAAAAGCAGCAUGAGAGAGCGAGAGCGUGCCAAAGCCAUCCCUGAGAUCUAUCUCACAAGGCUGCUCUCAAUGAAGGGAACUCUGCAGAAAUUUGUGGACGACGUGUUUGUAGCCAUCCUGAGCACCAAGCGGCCACCUCCGAUUGCCGUCAGGUUUUUCUUCGACUUCCUGGAUGACAUGGCAGAGAAGCACGGCAUCGAUGACCCAGAGACCGUACACAUAUGGAAAACGAACAGCUUACCUCUGAGAUUCUGGGUGAACAUCUUGAAGAACCCUCAGUUUGUAUUUGACGUGCAAGUAACAGAUAGCGUAGACGCCGUCCUGUCCGUCAUCGCUCAGACUUUCAUUGAUUCCUGCACCACCUCCGAGCACAAAGUGGGACGGGAUUCCCCUGUGAACAAGCUGCUGUAUGCCAGAGAAAUACCUCGAUACAAACAGCUAGUGGAGAGGUACUAUAGUGAUAUUCACAGUGCUGCAUCAGGAUGCUACCAGGAAAUGAACUCCAUGCUCACGGAGUUAUCCGGGAGCUUUGCUUCAGAGAUGAACAGCUUGGUGGCUCUGCACGAGGUUUAUAAAUACAUCAACAAAUAUUAUGAUCAGAUCAUCAUGGCUCUAGAGGAAGAUCCUGCAGGACAGAAGAUGCAGUUAGCCUACCGGUUACAGCAGGUCGCUGCCCUGGUGGAGAACAAAGUCACUGACCUUUGAACCUUUGACCUCUGACCCAGAGAUGGAGAGUCUUUGACCAGCUUGGUACAGCUGACAGGAGCCAGCUCGGUGGUGCGUGAAAUCCAGUCGAGCUGAGAAAUCGGAUUCCCCCACCCCUUCGCCUGCACCCCCACUUCAUGCUUCAGCCUUAACAAAAGGGAAAAGAUUGAAUAAGGCUGAAGCGUCGGCUGUUAAGCAGGUUUUUAGAGUGUGGGAUUUAAAAAAAAAAAAAAAAGCACACACAGCCAUUUUUUUUUAUCUGCUAAGCACAUCGAACUGUUUUUCUACUAAUGUCAAACACUAUUCAGUGCUCGUAUGACACGUCUGGUGCGUGAGUGCGAUUUUGUGUGCGCGCGCGUGUGUGAGAGAGAUCAGGUUUUUUUUUUUUUUUGCUUUGAGUCAGAAUCAGAAUGUCGCUUUAAUCAAAGUGUAGCUUUAUGUAACAUAGCAUUCGUGUGAUUUUGUUUUUCAGUUUUGCAGUCUGGAAUUUUAAUUGGGUUCUUAGAUUACCAGUUAUUAAUGACAAACUCGUUCAUGUCAAAUUAUAAAUCACAAGCACAAGUGCCAUAACAAGUGCAAAAAUAGCACGUUUUAAAAUUACAGCACAAGGUGUGCAUGUGUCAGAGAGCAGCUGUGUGUGUGUUUGUGUAUAUGUGGGUGCGCCGUGCUUUGUGUUUUAUUUAUUUUCUUUUUUUUUUUGGAACGAUAACAUUUCAACUUUUAGCUUUUAUUGACACGAUUUGUCAGAAUGAAUACACUGGUAGGGUAUCAGACUGGAUUCAUUGCUUUUUAUAUAAUAGGGACAAAAGCAGCAAAAUAUUUGAGCAGUAACAAGAUGUUCGACAGAUGUAUGUUAUAGUGGGGCUGAGUGAGUCCAGUCAUCGUAUUUUAAUCAUGAUCCUGAAUUCUUCAGUUCAUUAAACAAAGCUGAGAGUGGGUAAAAAAAAAAAUUAUCGGUCAGUUUAGUUAAAGGUAGAUAAUUGGGUAAUACAGAAUUUAAAUAUACAAUGUGCAUAUUAAGUUAAACUUGUAGAACAAAAUUUUCUUCCAGAUAAUUAUGAGCAAUAAUCGCGAUUUUAGUAUUGAAAUAUUGAAACUAACCAUGAUGAUCAAUUUAGCCCUGGGUGUUUUUCGUCACCUGAUGUACGUGUCAUCAGUAUGUGUUAAAUUCAACGUGGUUCAAAAAUACCUGAUACUUUGCUGCUGACUUCAGUGAAAAGAUCAAAAAUAAUUUCACUGACCGAAGCCUUAGCACAGAGCUCAGAGUUAAUGUUUUUAUUCGACAAAAGAAUGAAACUGGAUUUGGGACCUGUUGUAGGCCUUUCUAAACGAGUGGAUUGGCGAUAUGGGCAAGUGGGUGGAGCCACAAAGUGUGGAAGAUGUGUGGACACUGAAUAGAGGAAACUAACUUAUUUUUACUGUAAAUAGCACUUAUUUAUACAGGAUUGCCAAACGUGCCUUGUUUAUAACCUUUAAUAAUGAUUACCGAUUCCAGUAUACAAGCUUAACGUUAUUUGCCAAAUAGAGAGGAGGAAAGUGCCACAGGGUUUGAAAAGACAAAAAAAAAAAGCUGGCCUGGACAGACAGAUUCUGCAGUUCACACCACUUAUGGCUUUGUUGUUGUUGAGAAGUGUGUUUAUUGUUUACUGUCUCAGGAUCACAGCUGCCCUUCUCAGUAAUUUCAGUAUUGCGAAAUACUUCCCAGCGUACUUCACUGUACACUGUUCUGAAGUGUUCAGUCUUCAGGCUCAUAUUUUUUUUUUUCGUGUUCUCUGUAAAUAGAAAUGAUAUUGGAUUGUAAUCACGUGUGGAUUUUUUUUUUUUGUCUCAGUUCAUUUUUGUUUUUGUCUGUAGCACUUUCCGUUUACACUUUUGUCUUUUCUGUCGCUUUAUAAAGCUUUGCUAGUGUGUUUCCUGAUUGCUUGAAUGGGGUGGGUGGGUGUGUGUGUGCGGUGUGUGCCCUCUUUCAGCCACUCUUGUGUACAGUAAAAAAAAAUAAAAAAUGCUGGGCACCAAAAAACACACACCUAUAUGUAUAUACUGUCAUAUUAAAGGAGUUGUUUGUAAUUUGUAAA
This is a messenger RNA of Neoarius graeffei (lesser salmon catfish), 7962 nucleotides long. It is a transcript of the gene plxnb3, whose product is annotated as plexin B3. Gene Ontology annotation, cellular component: semaphorin receptor complex. Gene Ontology annotation, molecular function: semaphorin receptor activity; protein binding. Gene Ontology annotation, biological process: negative regulation of cell migration; semaphorin-plexin signaling pathway involved in axon guidance; negative regulation of cell adhesion. NCBI's taxonomy places the organism in Eukaryota, Metazoa, Chordata, Actinopteri, Siluriformes, Ariidae. The record is from RefSeq and is a predicted model, not a curated record. Bases 218 to 5887 code for a protein of 1889 amino acids. The transcript has 35 exons.